AUGUUUAUUCUGCAAAAUUUUUGUGUAGGAACGAAGUAUGCCGUCGAUGCGUUUUCAUAUGGCUACGUGGAGACGAUUACCGCUUAUUUUCUGACGCAUUUCCACAGCGAUCAUUACGGCGGAUUAUGCAAGAGCUUCAAUAAACCACUUUACUGUACACGCAUCACGGCCAACUUGGUGAAACUGAAGAUUAAGGUCAGUCCUGAGUAUAUCAUCGUUUUGACAUUAAAUGAACCAACGUUGCUGGAAGAUUUGACGACUGUGACAGCGAUCGAUUCGAAUCAUUGUCCUGGUGCGGCGAUGUUCUUAUUCAAACUGAAGGACGGUCGUUUCAUUCUGCAUAGCGGUGAUACGCGGGCUGAAGACGUCGUACUAAAGUACGACUUGUGGAAGACUGUACAGGUCGAUACACUGUUUUUGGACACUACAUAUUGUGACAAAAAGUACAAAUUUCCACCACAGUCGCAAGCGAUUGCAGCCACCGUCGAGUGCGUUCGUGACCAUCUGGCCGCCAGUAACAACAAACUCUUGGUAGUAGUGGGCACUUACACAAUUGGAAAGGAAAAGGUUUUCCGGGCAAUAGCCGAAGAAUUCGAUUGGAAGAUUUGCGUUGAUGCGACGAAAUUGAAAGUGCUGCAUUGCCUUGAGGACAACGCACUGAACGCUCGCCUGACGAUGAACAAGUCAGAAACACCAUUGCACCUCAUAUUCAUGCAGUCAAUGGAUUUUCAGGUACCGUUGAUGUCUUCGUCAUUUCUCUAUCCCCCACUGAACUGA
Molecule: messenger RNA, 777 nt
Organism: Soboliphyme baturini
Lineage: Eukaryota; Metazoa; Nematoda; Enoplea; Dioctophymatida; Soboliphymatidae
Source: the annotation of a GenBank genome assembly